GUGACUAAGAUUUUGAUUCUCUCUCCGCAUCUCCGAGAAGAAACUUGUUUUCAAUCAAAAUCGGUCAUAACCACCACGAUCGCCGUGCCCGACGCUGCUGUCGCCUUUUUCGACUUCUCUAACAAAUCCAAUACUCAUCGGACGGUCUGGAAUUGGAUUGCUUCACCGAUUUCGUCUCUCUCUGAUCCAUUUCCGAAUCGCAUAUCGAUCUUGUUUGUCCUGCCUUCAGAUCACGCCGAAGCUUCAUCUCUGUUUUUUCAGAAGUUCUAUUCAACUCUAUAAAUUUUGAUUCAAAAAAUGAAUCGAAUUCUUCAUUCAAAGUUACUACUGUAGUCAUGAAUUUUAUUGACUCUAUACGAUUUCAUAUUCCAUGCGAGCUGAUGAUUAUUAUAUGAACAAAUCGAGAUUUUCUGUUAAAUUUGGGGGUAGAAAGCAAUGGCGAGGUGGAGAGUCGGAGGAGAGAAGGAAGAGACUGAGAGGCACAUAGGUCUGCUCAAAUUGGUACAAAUACUCUCCUUCUUGGUAGUUUUCGUUGCCGGUAUCAUUAUAGGCUUGGCAACCAGUUCUCACAUCAACCAUUACUUCACUUCACAAGCAGAGUUUUACUUCAGCCGUAAUUUUCAGAUCGCCCUUCCUCCCGUCGGGGGCGGCGUGGGUGCCAACUGUAAUGUUGUACCGCAUUGCGAGAAGGUGGAUUGUUUGAAUAUGGAGACGUUUUUGCGUCCAAAGAAUUUGACCCAUGGCAUGACAGACAAUGAGAUCUUCUGGAGGGCUUCUUUAUUGCCCAAUAAAGAGGAGUAUCCCUUCGAUAGAGUCCCAAAGGUGGCUUUCAUGUUCUUGACUAGAGGGCCUUUGCCCUUUUUACCGUUGUGGGAGAGGUUCUUCAAGGGCCAUGACAAUUAUUUCUCCAUUUAUGUCCAUGCCCUUCCUGGUUACCAGCUUAAUGUUUCUGAGGACUCCCCAUUUUAUUGGAGGCAGAUCCCCAGUCAGACUGUUGAAUGGGGAACAGUGACACUGGCUGACGCUGAGAGGCGUCUUCUGGCAAAUGCUCUGCUUGACUUUUCAAAUGAGCGAUUCGUUCUUCUCUCAGAGAGCUGCAUUCCAGUUUAUAAUUUUCGAACUGUCUACAAGUAUCUUAUAGGAUCUGAGCAUAGUUUUGUUGAUUCCUAUGAUGAUCAAUCCCGUUAUGGUCGUGGACGCUACAACCGUAAAAUGCUUCCUGAUAUUAAGCUUUAUCAAUGGCGCAAAGGAUCUCAAUGGUUUGAAAUCCACCGUACGCUGGCUGUCUAUUUAGUUUCAGACUCCAAGUACUACACCCUCUUCAAACGAUAUUGCAAGCCAGCUUGCUAUCCUGAUGAGCAUUACAUUCCAACUUUCCUCAAUAUGUUCCAUGGGUCACUAAAUGCGAACCGGAGUGUAACUUGGGUUGACUGGUCCAUGGGUGGACCACAUCCAGCAUUGUAUGGGAAAGCUAACAUUACAGAAGAUUUCAUACAGUCUAUCAGGAAUAAUGAGACACAAUGUGCUUAUAACUCUGAGGUGACAUCUGUUUGUUACCUUUUUGCUCGGAAGUUCGCUCCAAGUGCAUUGGAGCCCUUGCUUAACCUAACUUCCACAGUAAUGGAGUUUUGAAAGUUUUGAAUCGGCAGAUACAGGAGUUCAUUGUAUUUCUUUGACUAGAUAUUUUUUUUGUGUUCCCUUUUGCAGAAUUGUACAUUUAGUCGUGCCUGGGGAAUUGGGGUUCUUGAUAGCUGAGGGAAUUGCUUUUUGUCUGAAAUUUUCUGGGAGGAAAUGUUGUCAUUUGUUCUUGAAGAAGAAAAUCAUCAAUGCAAUAAUUUUUUGUCAGCUAUUGUUUCACAUUCCUUUUUGGCUCGUCUUCUGUGAAUCGUGAUUUAGAAAUUGAAUAAGAUCUUGUUUCUUUGUAUUUGCAGUGGAAGAAUUUGAAUGCUUCCAAAGUUGCAACUUGUUAAGAAGGCAAGAUCU
This is a messenger RNA of Tripterygium wilfordii, 1983 nucleotides long. RefSeq names its product glycosyltransferase BC10. The transcript has 2 exons. Gene Ontology annotation, cellular component: membrane. Gene Ontology annotation, molecular function: glycosyltransferase activity. Bases 436 to 1632 code for a protein of 398 amino acids. Lineage: Eukaryota; Viridiplantae; Streptophyta; Magnoliopsida; Celastrales; Celastraceae. The record is from RefSeq and is a predicted model, not a curated record.